AUCUACAGCCUUCUCGAUUUUAUCUCACCUCUCCCUCUCUCUGACGGCAGAAUAAUAAUUCAUGUGUAGAUUUGUAUGGAUUCAUCAUAUAGGUUCUUAUGUUAUGAAGUUAUUGCUGAUGGAGUAUUUUAAUAAUGUCACGUAUUUGUUUCUGGAGGGUCAUGUAGAGCUGGAGAAGUACAGAUAUCUUUAUUUUGCUGUUACUCUCACAGCCUAUCUGUUGAUUAUUUGCUGUAAUUCUGUCGUUAUAUUUGUGAUAUAUUCCAGCAAACAGCUGCAUGAGCCGAUGUAUAUAUUUAUUGCUGCCUUGCUUUUUAAUUCUCUUAUUGGAACGGCUGCUCUUUAUCCUAAACUGCUGGUUGAUUUUCUGUCUGAAAUUCAGGUUACUUCUCUCAGUGCCUGCUUAUUUCAGGCCUAUUUAAUUUACAGCUAUGCUGCUGCAGAGUUUACACUGUUAUCAGCUAUGGCCUAUGAUAGAUACGUUUCUAUAUGUAAACCUUUACAAUACGCCUCUCUUAUAAAAAUGUCUACAGUUAGAAAAAUCUUAUUCUGCUGCUGGUUUGUUUCUUUUUCUGGAAAUGGUGUUGGAACAGUUUUAACAUACCAGCUUCAGCUUUGUAAGCAGAGAAUGAACAGAAUCUACUGUAAUAAUUACUCUAUUGUUAAGUUAAGCUGCGGAAAUGUGUUUGUAAACAAUAUAUACGGUUUAUUUGUGUUAUUCGCUAUGGUGUUUCCAUCACUGAUCUUUAUAAGCUUCUCCUAUUUUAGAAUUCUUGCAGUCUGUUUAAGAAAUUCAACUAUUAUCAGAAGAAAAGCUUUUCAGACCUGCUUCCCUCAUCUUAUCAUCUUCAUCAUCUUCACCGUCACCAUGUGCUUUGAAAUUAUCGGCAGCAGAUUUGAAGCAAACUUACCUCAGCUCUUUGCUAUGAUUAUGUCAGUUGAAUUUGUAGUUAUUCCUCCUUUAGUCAAUCCUAUAAUGUACGGAUUGAAACUGCAGGAGAUUCUGAACAGCAUCAAGAGAAUAAUCUGUAAAAAAAGGACGCAUAUUUCUUUCUGAUUUAACUUUCAUCUUUUUUUUAUAUGUUGUGGCUAUAAGUUUAAAGUGUAUAGACAAAUAAGCGAUUAGCAACUUUAUUAACUUUUUAACAGGUCAGGGCGCCGAGUGGUCCAGCGAUCUGAAGCGCUGCCACUAUGAGCAGGAGGUCGCAGGUUUGAACCCCCACUCAUGCAGCUUUUUCCAUCAAGCUGCCGGCGCUCAGAGGGAGCACAAUUGGCCCUGCUCCCUCCGGGUGUGUAGAUGGCGCUCUCUCCCCACAUCACUCCUAGGGUGAUGUCCACAGCACAGGGCGUCUGUGAGCUGAUGUAUCAGAACCGAGUCGCUGUGCUUUCCUCAGAGCGCGCUGGCUGCUCGGUAAUGCUGCAUCAUCAGCAGCAGCUGGAAAAGAAGCGGUGGCUGACUUCACAUGUAUCGGAGGAAGCAUGUGUUAGUCUUCACCCUCCUGGUGUGUUGGGGCGUUACUAGUGAUAGGGGGAGUCCUAAUGAGUGGGUUGGGUAAUUGGCCGUGUAAAUUGGGGAGAAAAUGGGAAAAAUUAGAAAUAAAAUUAUAAAAAAAAAAAAAAAAAACUUUUUAACAGGUCAGGAUUUUUGUCAAUUGUCUGCCUGACAUUACAGCACUAAAUCUCGAGGAUUUCUAUUCAAGCAUUAGAUAAAAUUUUAAUUUCAUGUUUGAUUUGGAACUUUACAGAAAAGCAUAAUUGUAAUUGUAAUAGUUUUAUUUUAAAAAAGUAAAUCUGCUAAUGUCUGCUAAAAUAUAAUGAAAAAUCAUAUUUAAAAUUGGCUUUUUCCUGCACUUCAUUUUAAAAUCAAUAUUUUUUUCCUGAAUACAAAUCAAACAAAUCUGAAUACAAAUCCUCCAAACCUUUAGUUUUAUUAUGUUUGUCUAGUUUUUACUAGUUUUUAUUUUCAAACCUGCAGAAUUUGGAUGAUUCCUGUUACUAAUCUGGAAUUAUUAUAUUAUAUUAUAUUAAGUGGAGUAGAGAGAAAACAGGCAGCUUCUCUAAGUGUCCUGUAGGUAAUGUAAAUAAAAUAUUUUACUGCAAGAAAAAGGGAUUUUGUAUCACCUACACCUGUAGCCUGCAUAGGGGACAAGGCAUUUUAAGGGAUAAUGCAGUAUAUAUUCAUAGAAAGUAUGAGUGCAAAAAAAAAAAUCAUGAUGAAUAAUCAAAAUACAAAAUGUAUAUUAAUUCAUGUAAUUUUGUAUGUAAUAUAUUA
Messenger RNA from Astyanax mexicanus (Mexican tetra), 2272 nucleotides. Its product is annotated as olfactory receptor 11A1-like. Lineage: Eukaryota; Metazoa; Chordata; Actinopteri; Characiformes; Acestrorhamphidae. Gene Ontology annotation, biological process: G protein-coupled receptor signaling pathway. The coding region runs from base 62 to 1057 and encodes 331 amino acids. The record is from RefSeq and is a predicted model, not a curated record. The transcript has a single exon. Gene Ontology annotation, molecular function: olfactory receptor activity; G protein-coupled receptor activity. Gene Ontology annotation, cellular component: membrane.